Molecule: messenger RNA, 2931 nt
Organism: Uranotaenia lowii
Lineage: Eukaryota; Metazoa; Arthropoda; Insecta; Diptera; Culicidae
Exons: 5
Coding region: 33-1028 (331 amino acids)
Cellular component (GO): lipid droplet
Molecular function (GO): oxidoreductase activity, acting on the CH-OH group of donors, NAD or NADP as acceptor
Source: RefSeq, a predicted model, not a curated record
CGCACCGGGGUUGUAGACAGCACAGCGCAAUAAUGGCUCAAGAACCAGUUGUUUAUAUGAAACACAAGGAGGGCGAAUAUUUGGCGGCCAGCAAAGAUUCUAUCCGGAACAGCCCGCACAAUCAGGUGGAAAUAUUGAUUAAAAUAGUGAAAGUGAUAGUGCUCUUUGUGCCAAUUCUGCUGGCGGAAUUGUACCGAUUGCUGGUGGGACCUCCCCGGAAGUCCAUACGAGGUCAGCUGGCCCUGGUCACUGGAGGAGGAAAUGGGUUGGGUCGAUCUCUGUGUCUUCGACUGGCUAAGGAAGGCUGCAACGUGGCCGUGGCCGAUAUCGAUUGGAUUGCGGCACAGCGAACGGCCAAGGAUGUUCGCGAUCUCGGUGUGAAAGCGGAAGCGUUUAAGGUCGACGUGGGAGUCCAGGAAUCAGUGCAACAGCUUAAGGUGGAUGUGGAGAGCAAGCUGGGGCCGGUGGACAUUCUGAUCAAUAAUGCUGGACUCCUUGCCAUGUUAUCUUUGUCUGAGGGAACGACUGAAGAUGUGCAGCGCAUUUUGAACGUGAAUCUUGCAUCCCAUUUUUGGGCUAUCCGUGCUUUUAAAGACGGCAUGAUGGAACGUCGACGCGGCCAUAUCGUAUCGGUUUCGUCUACCUUCGGUAUUGCUGCUUUUGGCCGGACGGUUUGCUACAGUGCCACCAAAUUUGGGGUACGCGGCCUCAUGGAAGCUCUGAAUGAAGAGUUUUACAUGAACGGCUACGAGAAAGACAUCUUCGUAACCUGCAUCUAUCCCGGGUUCGUCGCCACCCGGAAAGAGUUCAUCGAUUAUCUUCAUCAGUUUGGGUGCCGGGUACCGAUUCAAACGCCAGACCAGGUUGCCGAUUUGGCCGUAGAGGGGAUGUUGAAGAACCGGUGUGAAGUAAUCGCCUCACCUUGGUACAUCCAGCUCAUGCUCAAGCUCUACUCCAUUAUGCCCAACGGCAUCAUUCGGCUGACGAUGGGCAUAUUCUACGACACGGUGCCGCAGCUAACGGCUUGAAGCCUACCGGCAGGUUGAACCAGAAUGAACUAUUUUGAUUCGCUGAAUGAAUCCAGCGAACGCUCCACAAGAUUUCCCGAAACGAUUGCCAAUCCAGUUUCACUUUAAGUGUCGUUAAAGUAUAGUUGUGAUUUAUGGUGAAAGAUAGAUCAAUCUUUUGAUUUUAAUUUGUAAGAAGGAAGAAAGAUCUCAGAAUCAAUGGAGCGUUAAAGUGUUCCGCAGAGCUAGGAGUCUGACUGUUUUGUUAAUGUUUUCUAGAGAGUUUAUAACUAUUUAAGUUUCAAUGUAUGGAUCGGAUAUGUUAGCUACAAUAAAUGAAUUGUAUGUUAAAAAUUGAUUUUUGAUUAUUUUCCCUCAUUGAGAUGUUGAAAUUCAAAAGUUAAUUACAAAUAACCCAACAAGAGUAGUCAUCAAAGUUGUUUUCCAUUGCUUUUAUUAAACUCUACUUCCAUCGAAAUCGAUUCUUAUGAGAGAUAAAAAUUUGUUUGAGUUUGAUGCUAUUAGCAAACUGAUUCAAUUUCACGUUGCCUGUAGUUUGAAAGUAAAACUUAAAGUAUGCUUCUGAUUCCUUACGAAUAAACAUAAAGUUUUCAAGACAAUCCGUACGUUCAUUGGUAGACGUGAACACGAGCACGAUGUUUACAUCCAUCUAUCAUUUUUGUUUUCCAUACUGAAAUUUUAGCUCUCGGUUAAAAUGACGUUUUACGCUCGGUAUCAACAAUUCAUCAAAAAUACGCUGUAAAAAUUCCAAAGCAUUCAAUUUCACGAGUUAAUUAUUUUUUCGUCCAACAUUUUGCCUGACCAACGUAUCAAAUUUGCUGUUUUAUUUUCAGCCAUAUAAACAUUCUUAGUGUUUGAAAUAUAACGAAGAAAUUUUGAAUUCCUUAAAACUAAGCCUUUAUAAGCUGUAAAAACAAAUCCGUGAUAAUAAAGAUAAUCCAAAAGUUUUAACAUUAUCGUAUUUUAAUUCAGCUCAAAUUCAUUUUAAAAACCUUGAUAGGUGCAUUCGUGCAUUUACAGAUCUCAUUGGUUUGAAAUUCAGCUAUUCAGACCACUUUUACAAUCGAUUUCAUAUGAACUGUCAAGAGUAACAAUUUGAAAGGGCGCAGAUAGCAUGCCUUUCCUUUAUACGAGCACAGCUGGGCAAAUAAGCACCAAUUUUUGAUGGCAAACCCACAUAACUGACGAAACGAAGUUUUUAUAUUUAUUUAAAACAUUUCUGAUUUAUUCUUCACGUUUAACCCAAACAAUAAAUGGUAUAAGGAACAUAUUUUGGAUGAUACACAUUUUAAUCCUUACCUGAUGGCCUUAUUGUAAAAGUUAAAUUGAAAAAAUAAAUCAUAAGGUUCUCUACAUUUCUUAAGUAUCAUUUGGCAAUUUUUGUAACUUUAAAAAAAAUAUUUUUCUGAGAUUUGCUAGUUUCAAAAGAGUUUUUUUUAUUUGGGGGAGGAAAUAAAAAAGAGAUUUUUGUAUGAUGGAACAGAUAAAAAAUUCUGGCUCGCAAACGGUUUGGCAAAAAUCCUCAUAAAAGAUUCAUAAUCGAUAUUAUUACAUUGAAAAAAAUGUGAAAGUUUAAGAUAAAUCUAAGACCUAAUAUGCAUACUGUUCGUGGCAAAGAUCUUAAGAAAUGAAAUUGACUGCUGUUGGCUGCUUUCCCGUUGUAACAUUUAUGCUCCAGAACGAACCCUUCGGAAUCGAGACUGGCUCUUAUUGGAACCACGAAGUACGCUCUAUGGCAGUAACGACCCCCUUCGUGCCGCAAAACUAUGCUUUCUCCGUAAUUAUACCCUAUUCGAUUUUAAUGUGUCCAUUGCAACUUUCAAACAACGGAUUGAGCAUAACAUGAGUGAAGGAUUAAGAAACUGGCAAACGAUUUAUGUAAACCUAGAUUUAAGUUUUAUUC